Theobroma umbraticum is the source of this 1436-nucleotide messenger RNA. RefSeq names its product Mitochondrial substrate carrier family protein (gene PXN). NCBI's taxonomy places the organism in Eukaryota, Viridiplantae, Streptophyta, Magnoliopsida, Malvales, Malvaceae. Gene Ontology annotation, biological process: transmembrane transport; nucleotide transport. The record is from RefSeq and is a predicted model, not a curated record.
AUUUUCUUUCUUGAACGGAACAACUAGGAACCAAAAACCAAACGGGAAGGUCCCCCAUCUCCCCGCAAAAUGUCUUAAUACGCUUCCCUCGCUACAGCCAAAAGUCAGAGAUAGCUUUGUUUAGAUCUCUUUUAUAUUCUCUUUUUCUCUGCCUUUUUUUUUUAAAUCCGAACACCAGAUUUUCUCGGGAAAGUAGGGAGCGAAAACGAUGUCGGACGCUUUGAUCAAUGGACUGGCGGGAGCCGGUGGAGGGAUCAUAGCUCAGCUCAUCACGUAUCCUCUUCAAACUGUAAAUACUCGUCAACAAACAGAGCGUGAUCUCAAGAAAGAGAAACGGAAACUCGGAACCAUUCAACAAAUGUGCCAGGUUGUAAAUCAAGAAGGAUGGGAACGGUUGUAUGGAGGCUUAACGCCUUCUUUAGUUGGUACAGCUGCAUCUCAGGGUGUUUACUAUUAUUUCUAUCAAAUAUUCAGGAACAAAGCUGAAGCUACAGCACUCGAACGCCAGAAAAAAGGGAUUGGUGAUGGAUCAGUUGGGGUGCUUUCGUCACUUAUUGUAGCUGCUUUAUCUGGGUGUGUAAAUGUGCUGUUGACAACCCCCAUUUGGGUCAUUGUGACACGCAUGCAGACUCACAAAAAAAUCUUAAAGAAAGACCAUUCUGAUAGGUCGACAACUACUGCUGUGGAGGAAACAGUGCUUUCUGUUAUUGAGCCUCUUCCUUAUGGAACUAGCCAUGUGAUUCAAGAGGUCUAUGAUGAAGCUGGAUUUUGGGGCUUCUGGAAAGGUGUAUUCCCAUCAUUGAUCAUGGUGAGCAAUCCUUCUAUACAAUUUAUGCUGUAUGAAACGAUGUUGAAGAAGCUGAAGAAAAGACGAUCUCUUCGUAAGAAGGGAAACAAUGGAAUAACUGCUUUGGAGAUAUUUCUUCUUGGAGCUUUGGCAAAACUUGGAGCUACUGCUGUGACAUAUCCUGUUCUUGUUGUAAAGUCAAGACUUCAAGCAAAGCAAGUUACAACUGGCGACAGAAGGCAUCAUUACAAAGGGACUCUGGAUGCUAUUCUGAAGAUGAUCCGCUACGAAGGCUUCUCCGGCUUUUACAAAGGUAUGAGCACGAAAAUCGCUCAAAGUGUUCUCGCUGCUGCUGUACUGUUCAUGGUUAAAGAGGAACUUGUCAGGGGUGCUCGACUGUUGCUUAUAAAGGGCAGGAUCAACACCGUGAAAUCCAAGCCUCCUUGACUGAAACUCCCCGCGCUCACUCCCAUCUGGCCCUCCAACUCCUAUUUAUUUGAAACACUAGUGAGUUGUGUUGGUCGAAAAUAUUCAAAUUGGAUUAUAGCAUUGACAGGCAUGUACCCUGAAAUAAAAGGGAUAUUUAAAAUGAUUAUUUAUUGAAAUGAAUUAUUAUAUGGUUCUAUAUACAGUUCAAAAUUUUAUUCUA